AGAAUGGCGGAGCUUCAUCAAUCAUCAUCUCCAACCUUGAAAUUGAAAAAUUACACACUGAGCUCAAUCACUUCUCUCGUCGAUCAAAUCUCUACGCUCCAACAAUGCCGCCGAUUCGAUGUCUAGCGAGAUCAAUGCCGUCGAUGCGGCAGCUCAAUCUCAGGUUCGUCUCCACCUCCACUUACCUCCGCCAGGAGGCGCAGCUGGCGGGCGUUGAGCCGCCCCAGGCUCCUCUUCCGCCGAACCCUGCCUCCGGAAGCCCCUUAUACAGCGAAAACUGGCGGAACGCUACCUCCUCAACCUCUCCCGGCGCCGACGCGGCGGCGGUGCUCCCCAGCCUCGGGUUCCUCAGCUUAGGCGGCCAGGGGCUAGUGCAAUCCCUAGCGACGCUGGACGCGAACGGCUUGAUGGAUCAGUUCGCGAAAUGGACGACGGAGCAGCGAUGGGGGGACCUGAAGCAGCUGUUUGAGCUUUGGAUUAAGUCGUUGGACAACAGCGGGAAGCCGAACAAGCCUGGCGUGGAUCUUUACAAUCACUAUUUGAGGGCGAAUUUGAUGAUGGGGGCGUCUACGGGGCAGCUGAUCGAUCUUGUCGAGAAAAUGAAUGAUUAUGAGAUAGACCCUAACACAGCCUCGUUCAAUCUAGUGCUCAAGGCUAUGCAGCAGGCCGAUGAAUCGUUAGCAUCCGAGAAAUUGAUUGAAAGGAUGCUCCAGAGAGGGCCUGAAUGCAAGGAUUCUUUGCCCGAUGAUGAGUCGUAUGACUUGGUUAUUACCACGCUUCUUUCUACAAACCAAAUAAAUCGUGCUCUGAAGUACAUAGAUUUGGCAUUGACAUCUGGAUACAUGUUGUCAAUAAAUGCAUUUUCUCGUUGUGUUCAUAGUUUUAUUAAUAACGGGAGGCUAGAUACCUUGGUAUCGCUUAUAGAGAGAUGCAAGAAAAUGGAUCAGAAUAAAUCCUUAUGCCCUCCUUGGAGGACAUGCAAUUCUAUUGCAGAUGUUUCAGUUCAAUUAGAUAACAGUGAUUUGACGUAUUAUGCUCUUGAGUUCAUGGCCAAAUGGAUUGCUAGAGGUGAAAUUGCCAGGCCGCCUGUGCUUCUUUCUGUCAAUGAAGGUCUAGUCCUUUCUGCCCUUGGAACUGCUGGUAGAACAUGCAAUUCUAGACUUGUGGAUGGUUCAUGGGCUGUUCUGAAACGCUCAUUGCGCCAAAAGAAGGUUCCUAGUCCUGAAUCUUACAUCGGGAAAUUAUAUGCUCAUGCUAAUUUGGGGAAUUUACAAAAGGCGUUUAGUACACUGCAUGAGUUCGAGAUUGCUUAUAAAAAUUCUGACAGAGAAGAUGUAGAAGAUCUUUUCUCGCCAUUCCAUUCCUUAAAUCCUCUGGUCAAUGCAUGCUCGAAGAAAGGUUUCAGAACUUUGGAUAUGGUUUAUCACCAGCUUGAGAAUUUAGGCCGAUCCGAUCCUCCAUACAAGUCUAUUGCUGCUCUAAACUGUAUCAUUCUUGGCAGUGCAAACAUCUGGGAUAUUGAUCGUGCUUACCAGACCUUUGCUGCUAUUGAUGCCACUUUUGGGUUGACCCCUGACAUCCAUUCAUACAAUGCACUCUUAUGUGCCUUUGGGAAGCUGGGCAAGAGAGAUGAAGCUGUAAGAGUAUUUGAGCAUUUCACUGGAUUAGGCGUGAAACCAAAUCUGACUACAUAUUCUCUACUUGUUGACGCCCAUCUAGUUGUACGGGAUCUAAAAGCUGCUUUGGCUUCUGUUGAUGACAUGAUAAAUGGAGGAUUUGAACCAUCAAAGGAAAUGCUGAAAAAGAUUCGGAGGCGCUGUGUUAGAGAGAUGAAUUACAAGUCUGAUGACAAGGUGGAAACUCUUGCCCAACAGUUCAAAAUUCGAAUGGGUACAGAAAUCCGUCGUAACAUGCUGUUUGAAUUAGAGUACAACAUGGAUUCAUAUAUGUAAGGUUCUAAGAAUCAUUAGCACAAAUGUGCAUCUUAUCGACAGAAGAUGCUCUGUAGUGAAUGCUUUUGGUUUAUUGGUCAGAUUAAUUUAUUUCGCAGAGUUCAGAAACACGAGUUACUUUAAAUAAUAAUCAAAUGGCAGUUAUACCUAUCUUGCAAUACA
This is a messenger RNA of Salvia hispanica, 2114 nucleotides long. Its product is annotated as pentatricopeptide repeat-containing protein At1g26460, mitochondrial. Gene Ontology annotation, molecular function: protein binding. Lineage: Eukaryota; Viridiplantae; Streptophyta; Magnoliopsida; Lamiales; Lamiaceae. The record is from RefSeq and is a predicted model, not a curated record.